AUGGCGCUGGUGGUGAACGUUUUGAGGCGAAGAAGAUCUGGGGAACAAGAAACAAUUCAAGUCAUUACCAAAGACUUGAUAAGAAACUUGAAAGUUCCACAAGAAGAUCCAUCAGGUCGCUCAAUCAUACUUGAAGAUGUAGAGUUUGGCCGAAUUAAGAAAGCUUCAAGGGUUUUGUCAAAAGAAGAAAGAGARGCAGCAUGGGAUGAAAUCAAGAAAUUAAAAGAACUGCAGCAAAAUGAAACGGAUGAAAGGAAAACUUACAUGCAAAUGAUGGACUUAAAUAGAAAGGAAAAUGAAAAGCUGUCUGAUCUUGAUCAGGAAGCAAAGCUAAGAAGUCUUCAUUUACUUGAGAAAGCUAAUGAACAAAUGGAAGAAGAGGAAGAUGAAAUAAAAAAACUUAAUGAGCUGAUUUUAAAUGCUAAAUGCCAUGCAAUUAGAGAUGCUCAGCUGAUUGAAAAGGUUGAAAUAAAAAAGGAACUUCUAACUGAAGAUAAGCGACUUGAUGAAAUGAUGGAGGUUGAACGAAUUAAAGCAUUACAGGARUAUGAGGAAAGAGAGCAAAAGAGGCAACAGGAGAGGUUAGAUGGUGCAAAAAUACUCAGAGAUCAGAUUAAAGACAACCUACAGAACAAGAUGUUGGAAGAAGAAAGAAAAGACCAAGAAACAGCGGCUAUGUUGCAAUAUCUGGACAAACUGCAGCUUGAAGACUUGCAAAAUUUAAUUAAAAAGAAGGAAAUCCAGAAGGAGUUAAUGAAAGAAGUAGCAAAAGCUAAUGAAGAAAUACAACGACAAAGGGAUGUAAAAAAGCAGCAAGAACUAAUGGAAGAGGUCAAAGUUAUGGAGUAUCUAAAACAGAAAGCUGAAAGAGAAGAAGCUUAUCAGAAAGAGGUUGAAAAAGCCAAAAUUGAGAAAGAGAAGGAAAUAGCUCGUCUUCGUGCACAGCAAGAAAGAGCAAAGGAUGUCCAGGCUGAGAAAGAUGCUCUUAGAGCUAAGAGAAAUCAAGAGGAAGCAGAACGAGAAUGGAGAAGAAAAGAAAAAGAAGAAAAUGAAAAAAAGAUAAGGACUGAAGCCAUGUUGAAAGCAGCAAGAGAAGACCAAGUUAAGAAUAAAGAACAUUUCCUAGCUGUUCAAGCAGCAAGAGACAGAGCAGAAUUUGAACGUGUUCUGGCAGCACAGAAGGAGCAGAUGGUAAAAGAUGAAGAAUCAUCCAAGGUUACUGCUAUUCGAAGACAUCAAUAUGCAGAUGAAGUUCGCCAACAGAUACGUGAGAAGGAAAAAGACCGCAUCCAUGCUAGAAAUGCUUUUUACGAAGAAGGAAUUAAGCUUGACCAGGAAGCAAAAGCAAG
Molecule: messenger RNA, 1349 nt
Organism: Exaiptasia diaphana
Lineage: Eukaryota; Metazoa; Cnidaria; Anthozoa; Actiniaria; Aiptasiidae
Product: cilia- and flagella-associated protein 45
Source: RefSeq, a predicted model, not a curated record